UUGGUGAGAUGCCGACUCACUGCUGCGUCCCCCAAUGCAGCCAAAGAGGACCAAAAGAUGAAGAAAAAAAUAAGGUUUCCUACUUCGGCUUUCCAAAGGACAAGGAGCUGUUCAAGAAGUGGAUUGUUGCUAUAAGGAGAGAUGAAGGGAAGCAUUUCAAGGUUUCCAAGUCGACAAAAGUGUGCUCCAAACACUUCAAGGACAAAGACUUCCUGCCUGGCUACGUGAAUGGCAGGAAGUUCCUAAAAGAAGGGAUUGUGCCCAGCACAUUCCGAUUCUCAGCUCCGAAAGUGCCGAGAAGAAAAGUUCAGAGGCGCAACACUCAACCAGUAAGCAACCCCAUCAACAUGAUUGCUGCUGCUGCAGACGAUGAAUGCGACAGCACAGCAGCUUUUGAGAACCAGCCUCCACCACAUCCAGGGGUAUGCGUGCUGGCUGCAGGACUUCAAGGGCAAGUCGCCGUACAAGCUGCGCGAGUGAGUCAGCUGACGUCUGAUCUCCAAGAAGCUCGAGAAGAGCUCGCUGAAGCCAGAAAUGAGGUCCAAAAAUUAACAAGGCACAUUGAACUUCUAGAAGAAUCGAAGAAGAAAAUGGAAGAGAAACUGAGCCGAAAAUUCUCAAUAGAAUGUUUCAAGGACAGCCCCGAUGAUGUGCUGUUUUACACGGGACUGCCAAACUAUGGUGCCUUCCUUUCCUUGCUAAAGUAUGUGAAUCCUGGAAGCAACGGUGAAAACAUCAAGGUGUGGUCAACCUCCUACUCCCGAGGUAGCAGCAAACAGGGGCGACCACGAAGCUUGCCCCCUCACGACGAGCUCUUCUUAGUGUUAGUCCGCCUUCGGCUUGGCCUUCUUGAGAAGGACUUGGCGUACCGAUUUGGGAUUUCAGUCUCCACGGUGUCAAGACUCUGCAUAACGUGGAUCAGUUACCUCUACCUGUACCUAUCACAACUUCCCCUGUGGGCAACACGGCAGGAGGUCGACGAGGACAUGCCACCUGCUUUUAAAGAAAAGUAUCCAACAACACGGGUUAUCCUCGAUGCAACCGAGAUCAAGUGCCAAGUGCCGAGCUCCCUUGUGCUUCAAUCCGCGAGCUUUUCGACAUACAAGUCGACGAACACCUUUAAGGGACUCGUAGGGAUAUCUCCAGAUGGAGCUGUGACAUUUGUGUCGCAACUCUUUCUGGGGUCAAUGUCGGACAAGGAAUGCGUACGGCAGAGCGGAUUUCUGGAGCGUUCCUUUGAUGAGAAUGACUCGGUCAUGGCCGAUAAAGGAUUUUUGAUUUCCGAGCUCCUGGCGAAGAUCAAUGUACAGCUCAAUAUCCCUCCAUUUCUUGGCCAGGGUACAUUCACGGAGACUCAAGUCAAAGAAACUGAGAGCAUUGCAUCACUUCGCAUACACGUGGAAAGGAGAAUACAGCGAAUCAAAAGCUUUCACAUUUUUGAUCGUGCCAUCCCCCUGUCACUCGGGCCAGUAGUGAAUGAAAUAUGGACCAUUUGCACGAUACUGACAAACUUUCAGAGCCCCCUGUUACGCCAGCAUGAGGAUGGUAGCACUGCUCUGGAUUAGCUGUAUUCGUUUUGCUUAAUUUCUG
Ixodes scapularis (black-legged tick) is the source of this 1590-nucleotide messenger RNA. RefSeq lists its product as uncharacterized. The coding region runs from base 9 to 1565 and encodes 518 amino acids. NCBI's taxonomy places the organism in Eukaryota, Metazoa, Arthropoda, Arachnida, Ixodida, Ixodidae. The record is from RefSeq and is a predicted model, not a curated record. The transcript is spliced from 2 exons.